Kazachstania africana CBS 2517 is the source of this 3201-nucleotide messenger RNA. It is a transcript of the gene CAF130, whose product is annotated as CCR4-NOT core subunit CAF130. Lineage: Eukaryota; Fungi; Ascomycota; Saccharomycetes; Saccharomycetales; Saccharomycetaceae. Bases 1 to 3201 code for a protein of 1066 amino acids. The record is from RefSeq and is a predicted model, not a curated record. The transcript has a single exon.
AUGGCCAAAAAAAAAAGAACCAAGAGUUUUCUCCAUAUCGAAACGAUCGACGUUCAGAAUUCUAGUUCAAACGAACCCACUUUUAAUCUCGUAGAAAACGUGAAUACUAUAAACGACUUAUCAUCGCUUCUGGGUCAAAAUAAUGAACCCUCCGUGCUGUUAGAAGGUUUGGUUAUCUCUUUAUUCACUACAAAAUCAGGUCACUCCAUCUUAUCCGUCCUAAAUAAUCCAGAUGCUAACAGUGAAUUAUUUCAGAGAUAUAAUUCGUGGCUUGAAUCUUCAAGUGGGGAUUUGAAUUAUAAGUAUUUGAAACAUGAAUUGUGGCAGUCAAAUAGAAAUUAUUACCUUUCACAGUUCACUAAAUUUCUCUUACAAAAUGAGCAAGUACCUUUCCAUUUAAAUAAUUACCAUUUAACGAAAUAUAAACUGAAAUUACAAAGACUAAUAAAUUCUGAAUCUAAUAUAAUCUCAUUAAUUUUAAAUAGUGAUAAUUACAAUCUUUUAUUGGAUUUCAUAAUGUUCUUUCAACCAUACAUGAACGAUUUAAUAAGCUACAUCGUUGAGGGAAAUAAAUUUUUUGAAAUCAUUGCAAAGUACAACAGGAUAUAUGAAUUGAACGGUUUUCACACAUGGUAUACUUUGACUAUAGCAUCAAAUACAUCUAUAGCUGUACGAUAUCUCAACGAUGUUUUAUCUAUCGACCCAAUGAUAACCGAUCAAUUUACCUCGAAUUAUCGAGAUAAAGCUUUCCAAGAAAGUGAAGAAACCUUGUUAAUGUCACAACAACAAACGGCCAAAGACGAUAUCAUUUUUUCAUUUGAUUUGAAUGAAACGGGCGAUUUACCAAAUCUUAUUAAACAUUCAGAAAUGAGACACCAAAUUAUCUAUGAUAUACUAAAUUUGAAUCAAAUCGAUUCGCCAUUUCUGAAGAAGCAAUUUCUUUUGAUUUGUGGUUUAGUCGAUCCAUUGACUCAACCUCAACCAAAUAACGAGCAUAUUAUAUCAAUAGAUUUGAUUUAUCAACUAUUUAUGGGGUUAAUGUAUAAAUUCAAUAAUAAUGAACUAGCUGGGAAAGAUAAGGAGUUACAACAUUUUACAAUAUGCUUCAAUAUGCAAAAAAUCAUAAGCAGAUCAUUGGUUCUACUAAAUUGUAACGAUUAUGAUACCCUAAGUACUAUUUUAAACGAUUUUCCCAAUGAUUAUAAGACCGCAUUAAACAAAUGGCUACCACAUGGUAUAAAUACUCAAGAUUUGGAAUUGAUUUAUAUGAUCAAUAUCAUUGCAAUUUAUACUAUUUAUAAACUAUAUUCAAACUUACCAAUUCAAUUAAAUCCAUUUUUACAGACCCUAGUCUCAUUAUGGAAGACGUUAUCUCAUCUAGUUUUAAUCGGACUGGAAAUUGAUAGAAUUGAGGAGUCUAACGAAACAUAUGAUACACCUAUCAUAGUCCGAGCAACCAUUCGUGGUGCUGCUGCUUUGAGAGCAGUCAUUGCAACAAUUUUAAAUGAUCAUGUCUCUACGAAGGAACAUGAUUUCAAACAUGAAUCAUUCAAUACUUUUAUGUCUCCUCACGGGAGAAAACUUUGUAGUGGUGCACUAUUAGCAGAUCUACGGUCACAUGCUGCCGCAAUUUUAGCUUUAGGUGACGGUGAGUUGCAUGAUGUGACCGAGCUCUUAGCUGACUUGCAAGCAGGUGAUAGGUUCGAUGAAGAUGUCAAAUAUAUAUUUGAAUAUGAGUACCAGGACUAUAAUGAACUGGGAGAAGAGGAUGAACAGACUAAUGAACUUGAGGAGCUCGAAAAACGCUCAGUGAAGAAAAGGAGAUGUAACUGUAUAUUUGAAGAUGACAAAAUGUUAGAAGACUACGAGUAUUACGAAGUUGGGAACGAAAGCCGCAGGGAGGAUAUGAAUUUAGAAAGUGACAAAUCUAGAACAAAUCCGUAUUCUGUAAGAGUCAAUUCGAUUUUUGAAUUUGAUUAUAGUGGUAAAGAUUGGAGAGACGUGCCGAGAGGGUUUAACCUAUACUACUCGCCAAGUUACGAAUUUAUCAAAAACCCAAAGCUAGGAACUGUGCUCCAUUUCACUUUAAAAGCAACUACAGAGAAGUUAUCGGAUGAAGACUCUUUGUUACUGCUGCAAUCGGUAGCUUCCUGUGUCAAGUUAGAACAGGAAAAGAUGAUUUUGGAAAACUAUUCAAACACGAAAAAUUGUUCGACAGAGGAGGAUCUUGAUAGAGAAGUUACACCAGAUGAUGUCUAUGAAAUAUGGUGUGAGGAAUCUGCUUUUGAAAGGAUGAUUUACUUGAAUAAAGAGGUUGCAUGGAGGCUGAUGGACGAAAUGUUGAUGUGUAAUGGAUACCGUAGAGUCCUUAUGUGGUUUAUCACCCAUAUGGAAAUAAAUCAUUCUUUAGUGCAUUACAUAUUUGAGUUAGUAAUGGGACUACGAGGUCAGAGAGAUGACUCAAGAAAUCCAGGUGAUGACAGGUUGAAAUCACUAUUACUUCAAGAUAUGAUGACGGACAAGAAAGGUAGUGAAAAAGUCCCAUUUUCUAGACAAGGAUCAAUUAUACUCUCUGAAAUUGAAACCAAAAUGUUGCUCCAAGAGUUUUUCACGAAUGCAGCUAUCUUUUUUUCCACAAACGAUACAGCAAACAUGAGUUCAAACGAUUCUGAAAACGUGUCCCUGUAUGCAAUAGGCCUCGUUAAACUGAUUUGUUUUAUGGUCAAGACAUUAAUGAAUAAUGAUAAAUUUGAUUUCAGUAAAUCAGAAUGUACCUUUGAGCUGCAGACGUUAUUGAUGAAUUGGAUUGGCAUAAUACCAGAAGCCCAAGAACUCUUUUUCACAUUGAAAGCGAACGUUGGAGAACCGUCAAUGGAAGGAAAAUCUGAUUCUGAUGGUACAGACAGUAAUGAAGGUGAACUUUCAUGGUAUAAUAGCAAGUUACUUGCACUAUUACCUUCUCCUACAAACAGUGGUCUAGAAAAUCCUGCAAUUGAGACCCUAAGAAGUUUUUUGAAAAAAUAUAGUUUUACAAAUAAAGUGCCUGUCGUUGGUAGAAAAGUGAUAUACAAAGAUGACAAAAUUUUACCCAUACCAAAACUCUACCAACCCAUAUUGUUAAGAGAAUUGAUUGAUGAAAAUUUUGAAGAAGAUGAUGACGGUGAUAUACUGGACCAUGAAAAUGAUACAGUUUCAGAGUGA